Messenger RNA from Wallemia ichthyophaga EXF-994, 588 nucleotides. Its product is annotated as Peroxiredoxin. Gene Ontology annotation, cellular component: cytosol. Gene Ontology annotation, biological process: cellular response to stress; response to oxidative stress; hydrogen peroxide catabolic process. The record is from RefSeq and is a predicted model, not a curated record. The transcript has 3 exons. Bases 1 to 588 code for a protein of 195 amino acids. NCBI's taxonomy places the organism in Eukaryota, Fungi, Basidiomycota, Wallemiomycetes, Wallemiales, Wallemiaceae. Gene Ontology annotation, molecular function: thioredoxin peroxidase activity.
AUGGCCUCAUUAAUCGGAAAGCCAGCACCAGAAAUCAGCGGUACCGCCGUUCGCGAAGGACUGUUCGAGGAAGUUACAAACAAGACAUACGAGGGCAAAUGGCUCAUACUCUUCUUCUACCCAAUGGAUUUCACAUUUGUGUGUCCAACUGAGAUUUUGGCCUUCAACAAGGCACUCCCAAAGUUCAAGGAGCUUGGCGUUGAAGUUCUCGGUGCAUCCACCGACUCAGAAUUCACCCACUUGGCCUGGGCAAAUGUUCCACGUAACGAAGGUGGUCUCGGCCCAGACCUCAAGCUCCCACUCCUCUCAGACAAGUCACACAAGGUAGCAAAGAACUACGGCGUUCUCCUCGACGAAGGUGUAACCCUCCGUGGCUCAUUCUUGAUCGAUCCAAAGGGAACACUCCGCCAAAUCACCGUCAACGACCUCCCAGUUGGACGCUCGGUCGAAGAAUCGAUCCGUCUUGUCAAGGCAUUCCAAUUCACUGACGUCCACGGUGAAGUUUGCCCAGCUGACUGGAACCCAGAGACCAACAGCUCAACCAUCAACCCAGGCAACAAGUCUGAGUACUUCUCAAAGCAACAGUAA